Molecule: messenger RNA, 698 nt
Organism: Seriola aureovittata
Lineage: Eukaryota; Metazoa; Chordata; Actinopteri; Carangiformes; Carangidae
Gene: syce3
Product: synaptonemal complex central element protein 3
Exons: 3
Coding region: 104-400 (98 amino acids)
Biological process (GO): spermatogenesis; synaptonemal complex assembly; reciprocal meiotic recombination
Source: RefSeq, a predicted model, not a curated record
GACGUCAUUCCCGUUUAAAUUAAAAAUGCGCAACACGCCUUGUUAGCUAGUUACCGCCAGAGCUGUCAAAAAACAUUUAACAGUUCCUGAAGAAAAGCCUUGUAUGAUGGUCGAUUCAUCGUCGCCUCCCCAGCGUCAGCUGGACAGCAAAGAGGACGAGUUGGAGCUGAACAAAGAUUUAGAGAGGCUGAUAGAUGGCGCUGAAAAUAUAUCAGUGCAGUUGACCUGGAUGGCUUAUGACAUGGUGGCACUGCGGACCAGUAGUGAGGUGGGGGCGUCCAUGCGGAAAUUGGAAGAGGCCUAUCAGAGAUGCAGAAUUGCUGUGUAUGGAAACCGUGAGCAGGAGCCAGAGAUGGACAAAUGUCCUGAGCCUGCUGCCACAGCAGUUACUCAGAUGUGAUGUUGUUAUCAGUUUCCAGUUCACAAGUUCUGUACUGAAAUAAAGGUGAUAGAGUUUUAAAGGAGUACGAAAUUAAUUUGUAUUGUGUUCAAGUAAAUAUCAAAAAUGCUCCAUACUGUUUUUUUCUAUAGAGAAGCAGGUAUUUGGGCUUGCAGGAUGUUUCAUGUAGAGUGCAGCAUUUGAUUAUAAUCAGUUGAUGUUAGCAUGGCCUGCAAAUGCUGUUUGUUUUGUAGGUACUUAAGUGAUUUGAUCCAUUUACCCUGGUAAAUUGAAUUAAUAAAAGACAUUAAAAUGAUAA